Molecule: messenger RNA, 735 nt
Organism: Anneissia japonica
Lineage: Eukaryota; Metazoa; Echinodermata; Crinoidea; Comatulida; Comatulidae
Exons: 3
Coding region: 1-735 (244 amino acids)
Source: RefSeq, a predicted model, not a curated record
AUGGUUGUGAAUCAAUAUUUCGUUUUGUUGAGAAGAUUUUGUAGACUAAGAGUUAAAUACAUGGUCAAGUUGAGAACGGUUAUGGUAUACACUGAUUCCUGGCAUCUGAGGUUAGAGCAGGAAAGUCGUGAAAAUGUCUGGCUAAGGCAUCGGUUCUGGUUGACAGUAACCAAUUCUCAGACCAAUGAAACAGUUAAGGAAACGGAAUGGGAAAAUAUUGACGAAAAAAUGAAAAUUGAUCUACCGUCCAGCGGCUUGUUUUAUGCAAAACUUGGAGUCAGUGACAUGGAAAUAAUCUCAAAUGUCAGCUGGAUUCACAAAUUGGAAAUUACAGUUCCUAAUCAACCCUGUAAUUGCUCACUUGAUGAUUUGAAGAAUACCGAGUCCAGCCCAAACUCAAUCUACAGUCGCCUAUGCAUUGACCUGAAUAGUUCUUCACCGAGUAUAUGGAAAAUAGGUCGGGCUAUGGAAAGAACUCAACCUGUCAUUGAGUUUUUACUUUCUGAGCAAAGGCCGUUUGUUGCGCUACUUGAUAAUGCUAUGACAGAAUGUGAUGAUGUGAGCGUAUCCCAUAUAAUCAUGGGACUAUCAAGUGGCAAGAUAACAGAUAAGGAGCAACGUGUAUUGUCCUACCUGUCAGAUUGGCAUAGGUGCGUCAUGUGCCAACAUAUUAAGGCAUAUAACACUGGAGUUCCAUUGCCAACAGUUGCACCUGAUAUCAACGGGGUGGUUUAA